Messenger RNA from Seminavis robusta, 2367 nucleotides. The record is from the annotation of a GenBank genome assembly. NCBI's taxonomy places the organism in Eukaryota, Bacillariophyta, Bacillariophyceae, Naviculales, Naviculaceae.
AUGACGGAUGACAAGGGCGUCUCAGACGCCGAUGCUCCCCUCAAAGAGGAGGAGAAGAGCCAGAAACGUGACAAUGAUACGGUGAAAGGCAACGCAGAUGUGGCGAAGACUGCAGUCGCUGCGGAAGAGAUCAUUAUUUCAUCGCCCUCGCCUUCAGUCUCCUUUUCGUUGCUCGUCUUUUGGGUUCUUCCUGUGCUGUUUCUAGCCAUUGCAAGUCAUCAUGUGAUCGAUACCAAGACACCACCCAAGGCGAUUUUCCCUCCUAACCGUCAGGGCAUGUCUGUGAACUUGAAUACUGCGGGUAUUACCACCGACUCCAAGAGUAGUAGCGCCUCGCGAGAAAAGCCAGGCAAGAUGAUGUUGAAGAAGAAACCCAAACCUCCCUCGCCCACCCCCAGACGUUCUCCCAAACCUUCGCCGCUUCCAACUGCACACACCAAUUGGCCCACAAGCUAUCGCGAAGCAGUGGAGACCAUCCAGGAACGUAAUCGGAAGAUUCCCCGCAUUGGCACCUCCCGUCAGGGUUCGGGCAAUGGCCCUACCAGUUCCAAAAAAGAGACCGGGAAAAGACCAAGCUCCACCCCAACUCGCAGUAAGAAAAAGCCUGACAACGGAAUCAAUCGAGAUCCGAUGAGAAAACAGUAUGAAGACAGAAUCGACAAAUUCCGUGAAGAGUAUCAGAAUGAUCCCGAAAAUGUGUUUAAAGCCAUCAAGCUGGCCGAUUCGUUGCGCUUGUACGAUGUGAGCUAUCAUGACGGAGGUACGAAACAGCCUGAAGCUUUGGAGACGUAUGAGAAAGUGAUUCAAAUGACAGUGGCCAAGAGAGAGAAAAUGAUCGAAGAGGGAAAAGAAACAGACAAAUCACUUGCUGCUACAACUAACGUCAACGAUGAAGUCAUGAUGGAUUACACGCAAAAGAGCGUCGACGGACUCCUCUGUUCGCUCUACACAGCAAAGGGAAAGGUCUUCUUUAUGUCAAAUAUGUUUGAAAGGGCUGUCGAGUCCUACAGCAAGUGCCUCGAAAUCGCACCCCUUUAUUUGGAUGCUUUGAGUUCGCGUGGUUCAUCCGAGAUUAUCUUGGGGAAUUACGAAGCGGCUGGUCAAGAUCUGAUGAGAACCAUCGAAAACGACACGCAGAACUUGUUCAACGACGCUUACACCGGCUUGGCCAGAAUUCUCCAAGCCAAGGAAAACGUUUUGCCGGAGGGCUGGGCACCCAUCAUUCAGAAGCUCGAUGACUUGAUUCCAUCUCUGGAAGGAAUGAUAUCGUCCGUACCAGGAGAAGACGGGAGGAAAGUGGUAGCCAAUACGCUCAAUCGUCUGCAUCAUGUUAUGUUCACCUACCAUGACGUCAAAACGAAAGACACAACGGAGGCGUGGGAACAUCUUACCCGAUCGUACAAACACAAAAUGUCAGCCUUACCCGCCUGGCAAAGCGGCUUCGAAAAGCAAAAGAUCACACAAACGAUGCAAAUCUUUCACAGAGGGUUCUGGCCCAGCGACGUUGGCAGCAAAUCGGAAGUUCCGGUUUUCAUCGUUGGUUUUGUUCGCAGUGGGUCUACGUUGCUGGAGCGCGUCUUGGAUGCGCACCCAAACAUCGUUGGGACUGGAGAAGACUCCGUUUUCAAUGGCAAGCUUGACAGAAUCCGUAACGAAAUCGUGGAAGCGAGUGUUCUAGGUGAUCCAUCCAAGCUGGCCGAGACUGUGGAACGGCAGGCGAACAUGGUUGUCUCUGAGAUGAAGGAAAGAUGGGAGAUGAUUGAGGCUAACACUGCCAAGGCACCUGAAGCAGAAGCGGGCGCGGAAAGCGCCGAACCCAGACGCUUUGUGGACAAGAUGCUGAACAACUACUACAAUAUCGGCUUCAUUCAUAUGUUGUUCCCAAAGGCUCUUAUCUUGCACGUAAUUCGUGAACCGAUGGACACAAUCUUCAGUGCCUACAAGCAUGAAUUCCCUCCUGGAACAUUGGACUACACAUCAGAUUUCUCAAGCCUUGCAGAACUCUAUCACAGCUAUCGCGAUUUGAUGGACCAUUGGGAUAAAGAAUUGCCUGGUCGAGUCACCCAUGUUCGGUACGAAGAUCUUGUUCAUGACAUGCCUGGUAUGGCGAAGUCAAUUAUCCAGGCAACGGGUCUGGAAUGGCACGAUGAUGUGCUGAGCUUCCACAAGAAGAAACACGCCGUCAAUACCCUCUCAACAACGCAGGUACGCAAGGGCAUUUACAAGCACAGUUUGCAAUCUUGGCGCAAGUACGAAGAGCAGCUACAGCCACUUGUGGAUCUGAUUGGCGACCGUGUUGAUCCCAAUCGAGAAACUACUCUUCCAGGAUAUGUGAAGCCGGAGCCUGUUGAAGAGGCAGCGGAGUAA